This is a messenger RNA of Herpailurus yagouaroundi (jaguarundi), 3003 nucleotides long. RefSeq names its product paraneoplastic antigen Ma6F-like. The transcript has 2 exons. The record is from RefSeq and is a predicted model, not a curated record. Lineage: Eukaryota; Metazoa; Chordata; Mammalia; Carnivora; Felidae. Bases 567 to 2762 code for a protein of 731 amino acids.
ACCAUGAGAUCAUGACCUGAGUCGAAGUCGGAGGCUUAACUGACUGAGCCACCCAGGUGCCCCCCCCCCAAUUUUUUUUAAAAGAGAAACAAAAGUGGUAAAGCCCUGUUGAGUGUAAUCAAGAAAAAAGGAAGGGAACACUACCAGUAUCCAGGAAUGAAAGAGGGCUAUCCCUAUAGAUCAGACAGACAUCAGAAAGAGAAGGGAGAGAAUAUUAUGGAAAAAUGUACAUAAGAAAUUUGAAACCUUGACAUAUUCCUCGGGAGAAACAGCAAUUCAUAAAGGUGAUGCCAGAAAAAAAAAAAGAAAAGGUGACUAGCUCUGUAUCUAGUAAAUAAAUUAGUAUAGUAUCAAAAAAGUUUUUGGAAAAUCAAACAAAACAGGAGGAGAGGCAGAGGGGGCCACCAGUGUGAGGAGGAUGGGCUUGGCUGUGCGGUGGGAGGGGGGCGCUGUGUGCUCUGGACACACCCUUCACCCCUUUGCACUCACAGGCUGGGGCUCACGCUGCAACAGUCUGUGCCCCUCUCCAGUCAUUUCUCUCCACCCUCAGGUUGUGAGCAGUGGCGAUGGCACUGGCAAUGCUGCGUGACUGGUGCAGGUGGAUGGGCGUGAAUGAGCAGCGCUCGCUGCUCAUCCUGGGCAUUCCCGAUGACUGUGAAGACCAGGAAUUCCAGGAGGCCGUGCAGGCUGCCCUCCACCCCCUGGGCAGUUACCGAGUGCUGGGCAAGGUGUUCAGAAAGGAGUUCAGAUCCAAGGUCGCCUUGGUGGAGAUGGCUCAGUAUUUAAACCGAAGUGUGAUCCCCCGACAAAUACCAGGCAUGGGAGGACCCUGGACUGUGGUCUUUCUGCCCCAGGCCCCGGAAUCAGAGUCACAGGAUACACUCAAUUUCCUUGCACAGACCCAGAGGCAAGCAGGGGUUGCCCUGGCAGGCGAGGUAGGAGCUGGGGAUGGGGCAGGAGCUGGAGGCAAGGCAGCUUCUGGAGGCAAGGAAGGAGCUGGAGACUGGGCAGGAACUAGAGGCCAGGAAGGAGCUGGAGGCGGGGCAGCGGCUGGAGGUGAGGAAGGAGGCCAUGCAGAAGCUGGAGGCCAGGAAGGAGUUGGAGGCGGGGCAGCAGCUGGAGGCGGGGCAGGAACUAGAGGCCAGGAAGGAGCUGGAGGCUGGGCAGCAGCUGGAGGUGAGGAAGGAGGCCAGGUAGAAGCUGGAGGCCAGGCAGGAGGUGAGGCAAGAUCUGGAGGCGGGGCAGGAGCUGGAGGUGAGGAAGGAACUGGAGGCAAGGCAGCAGCUGGAGCCAAGGCAGGAGCUGGAGGCCGGGCAGCUUCUGGAGGCGGGGCAGCGGCUGGAGGCAAGGAAGGAGCUGGAGGCGGGGCAGCAGCUGGAGGCGGGGCAGCAGCUGGAGGUGAGGAAGGAACUGGAGGCGAGGAAGUGGCUGGAGGCGAGGAAGGAGCUGGAGGCAGGGCAGCCGCUGUGGGCCAGGCAGGGCCUGAAGAGGAAGCAGGAGAGUCAGAUGAGGAGGGAGCCGCUGGGGACGCAGGAAUUGCAGGUUUGUUAGGAUCUGUGAGUGUGGCAGGAGCUGCAGGUGAGGCGGGACCUGCAGGUGAGGAAGGAGCUGUGGCUGUGGCAGGAGCCAUAGGUGCGGGAAGAUCCUGGACCCAGCCUUGGAGCCCGGCCUGGCAGCCUGUGCUGGAAAACAGGGCCUCUAUGAAACUGAGAACCUUUCCUGGAAUGGAAGAGCCACACCGAGAAGAAGAGCCCUUUGAGAGCUGGCUGGAUCACGCCAGCGACAUGCUGUACCUGUGGUGCCACGUCACAGAGAGGGAGAGGAGGAGGAGGCUGGUGGAGAGCUUGGGUGGCCCCGCACUGGAUCUCGUGUGCGGCCUCCUGGCAGAAAACCCUGACGUCCCUGCACAGGAUUGCCUGGCCGCGCUGGUCCAGGUGUUUGGGAGGAAGGACACCCCCACGACCGCACGGCUGAAGUUCCUGACCUGUGGCCAGCGGCCCCAGGAGACUCUCUUUGUCUAUGUGAUUCGCCUGGAAGCCCUGCUGCAGUCGGCCGUGGAGAAGGGGGCCAUCCAUCCCAACCUUGCGGACCAGUUACGCACCCGGCAGGUGCUGAUGUGGGCCCGCCCCAACGAGAUGCUCGAUAACAAGCUGAGGAGGAUGCAGCUGGACAGGAGACCACCUGGCUUCCUGGGGAUGCUGCGGCUCAUUCAGGAGACCGAGGCAUGGGAGGCCACCGCAGCUAGGAGUGAGCACUUGCAAGUGGAAGAGGGGGCCCGUGUGGGCACCGGAGGCCUGGCCGCUGCCCGGGCCAGUGGAGAGGUUGCGGAAGCCUCCCCAGCCAGGGAAGGUGCUUCCCAGGCUGCCCUGGCCAACCUAGGGGCCAGUGAGGCCGUUCCUGGCAGUGCCGAAGCUGAUACGGCUGCUCCUGAAGCCCAUGAUGCCGCCAGGGCAGCCCUCGUCCCUGAGGAGGCCCCCAAGAUCUUCCCUGCCACGCAGGAAGAUGAAAAUGCUCCCGCCUCUACGGGCCUAGAUCAGGCAAGGCCCUCAGAGGCCCCUGGGGGCCCCACCCCUGCCCAGAUGGGCAGCGCUUCCAAGGAGGGCCCGGGAGGUCCUGGCUGUGAGCCGGAGGGCCUCGCCCAGGCAGGAGACCAGGAGGCUGGGGAGCCCCUGGAGGAGGGGCCCAAGCCCAUCCCAGAGGAGUCGGGAAACGAGGACGGGGCUGGGGAGGUGAGGCCCCCCAAGUCCUCCUCGGGCAAAUAGGCUCAGACGGCCCAGGGGCCCCCUCUCCUCUCAGGCAGCAGCGCUCUGGAGGCAGGGGGAGGCCACGCCGGGGCAGCAGCCUCUCCCCACAUGGAGGCAACAACCCACCCAGCCCAAAUUCCCAGGACCCCAUCUUCCCAAGGCACCCUGGCCACCACCAUCAGCCCUUCCAACGGACCAGGAUGACCAUACUUGAUGCAGAGUGGGGCAGGGAGAGGUGCCCCCUCCCAUGGCAGCUCCA